AUGGAGCUGCCCUCUGGCGAUGGCGAGAAGGGCAGGAUUUACUUCGGCACUCUCGAGAAGCAAGGCCAGCAGCUGGUGCAGCAGCAGGCCAAGGAGCCGGAGGGGCAGAUGGAGCUCGAGACGCUGCCCUUUUCGCACGGUAUCGCCGAGUCACAAGAGCGCCACUCGGCCCUCCUCGAGCAGCUCGAGCUCAGCAAGCGAGCGCGCCAGAUUGCAGUGCCCACCAGCGACCCCAUGGUCCGUGCACGCCUGCGCGAGCUGGGCGAGCCCAUCACCCUCUUCGGCGAGCAGCCGCCCGAGAGGAGAGAGCGGCUUCGCGAGGUGCUGUCGCGGAUGGACGUGACGCAGGCCGUGCCAGCCACCGCCGCUCCCGCCCCACUGGCGGCGCCCGCCACCGGCGCAGCCGGCGCCAAGAAGCGCAACGACAAGAUGCAAGAGCAGCCCUACUUCACGGAGGGAAGUGCCGAUCUGAAGGCCUCGCGCCGCCUGAUCGCCGACUACUCGCUGCGAAAAGCCCAGCAGCGGGUGGGACGAGCCAAGAGGAAGAGAGAGGAGGGCAAUUUCGAGGAGGAGCUCCGCAAAGCAGCCGCCAGUCGCGAGUGUCUGCGGAGGUUCUCCAACGCGGCCAGUCAGAUCGGCGACGACAGACCUCUGUCGUACUGCGCCUUCUCUCCCGACUCCUCGAUCCUGGCCACCGCCUCGUGGAGCGGCCAGUCGAAGCUGUGGAGCGUGCCCUCGUGCGACCUCAAGACCACACUCAAAGGCCACGGGGACCGUGUGGGAGCCAUCGUUUUCCAUCCGCGCUCGUGCCUCGGACAGGAGUCCGGCGCACUCAACCUGGCCUCGUGCUCCUCCGACCGCACCGUCAAGCUGUGGUCGCUCGACAGUCCGAGCCCCAUAGGGUCGCUGGAGGGACACACGGACCGAGUGUCGCGAUUAGCGUUCCACCCGAGCGGACGGUUCAUCGGCACGACGGGGUUCGACAAGACGUGGCGCCUCUGGGACGUGGAGAAGGGCCGGGAGCUGAUGGUGCAGGAGGGCCACUCGCGCGAGGUCUACGGGAUCGCCUUCCAGUGCGACGGCUCGCUCGCCGCCACCAGCGGCAUGGACGGCUACGGCCGCGUGUGGGAUCUGCGGACGGGGCGAUCAGUCAUGCUCCUCAAGGGCCAUGCCAAGUCGGUGCUGGGCAUCGACUUUGCGCUGAACGGCUACCAGCUGGCCACGGGCUCGGACGACCACACGGUCAAGAUUUGGGACCUGCGAAAGAAGCGAUGCUCCUACACCAUCCCGGCCCACUCGUCGCUGAUCUCGCACGUCAAGUUCCAGCCCAGCGAGGAGGGCCAGUUCCUGCUGACGGCCUCGUUCGACGCCACGUGCCGCCUGUGGUCCACGCGCGACUACGCGCCCAUCACUACCCUCGCGGGCCACGAGGGCAAGGUGCUGUGCGCCGACAUCUCGCCGGAUGGGCGCUACAUCGCUUCGUCGUCCUUCGACAGGACGUGGAAGCUGUUUGCCGAGGACCUCGCCUACUUCUGA
Messenger RNA from Acanthamoeba castellanii str. Neff, 1536 nucleotides. Its product is annotated as U4/U6 small nuclear ribonucleoprotein Prp4, putative. The record is from RefSeq and is a predicted model, not a curated record. Gene Ontology annotation, molecular function: protein binding; U6 snRNA binding; U4 snRNA binding. Bases 1 to 1536 code for a protein of 511 amino acids. The transcript is spliced from 9 exons. Gene Ontology annotation, biological process: mRNA splicing, via spliceosome. Lineage: Eukaryota; Discosea; Longamoebia; Acanthamoebidae. Gene Ontology annotation, cellular component: U4/U6 x U5 tri-snRNP complex.